Molecule: messenger RNA, 1182 nt
Organism: Endocarpon pusillum Z07020
Lineage: Eukaryota; Fungi; Ascomycota; Eurotiomycetes; Verrucariales; Verrucariaceae
Exons: 5
Coding region: 1-1182 (393 amino acids)
Source: RefSeq, a predicted model, not a curated record
AUGGACGAUCGGCUCAUUGCAUUCACAAACAGAUAUUUCCAGAAAGAAAUUAAUCUCAAUAUCAGUGAAGGUGGCUUGAGCGACCACCGCACUCGGCUGGAGAGCCUCAAGGAUGAUUGGGGCCUCGACAUCUCGUUCAGCGCACGACCAGAAUGCCUGAUGAUGACAGAUUACAUCAGCUCCCAGCCUCUCUCGGCGUGUUCCCCCUCUACAAUAUCUUAUCCACCAAGUCCAACCUAUUGGGCGCCCUAUGCGAUCUCCGAUCUUACUGGAGACGCUUCAGAGGAAGAUACACAUAUCAAAGCCCUAUAUAUAAGAUGGUUUGAAUCGUCGGGAGUAUCAAGCGAACGGCUUAGCCGGAAUUGCAGCCCGAUACGUUUUCGCCCUACUCGGGAGCUUCCAUUGGAGAGUGCAAUAGUAACGUCGUCCACACAUAACGAAGGUCCUGGUGUUGGCAUCCCUCCCCAUGCUCUCUCAGAGCCUGAAGACGCUCUUAGCAUCAAGGUAGUGACAAAAGACCUGAAAGCCAUGGGUUUGGCCGCUGGGGGAAAGCUAGUCCAGGAUAUAUAUCGCGAUCCGUUUCCCGUUCGCAACUGGAACACAGAGGCCACCCGUCUUGUUAACAUACAUAUUCUUGACCCAGCCAGCUGCGAGAAAGUGACGCACAUCGUUCCCCCACCACCACCACCCAUCGACGCAGCAGAAUAUGCUGAGGCGAAAUUGCCAUUCUAUGUGGUCGAAGAACAGGUCGACAACCGUCUUGAAGGUGGCGAUUUCGAUAACGUUAUCUCGGUGAGUGCGAUGGAUAAGGACCAGGGUGUGACGAGAGAGCCGGAAUUUGAUCCAUCAAAACCAAGGAUGUGCGGAGGAUGUGAGAUGCGGCUGUGUGACUGCAUUAUUCGACCAUGCGACCACCAAUUCUGCAACGUCUGCAUCAGGAGACUGGACACCAAUAGCAACAACGGGCCACAAGAGCGAAUCAGCAGCAGCAGCAGCAGCGAGCAGCAGAUCAGGCGCUGGAGAUGUCCCACUUGCGGGAGCGAUGUUUCACAUGUCGCAGGCUUCUCCGCCCCGAUGAAUCUUCCCGGAGAAGAGGCGUUGAGGGUCAAAGUCCCUGUUCAUGUGUUGAAGGUUGAAGACGGGAGGGUCAAAUUUAAGUCUAUCCAGACCACGAGGAUCUAG